ACUGGGCCAGAGAGAAGUUGAAGCCCCAUAGCAACUAAGACAAGUAUUGAUGUCUACACUCUCUGUACCUCUAGCUGCUGACUCCUAAAAUCUCGUAGUGACCCCAAACGUUUGCACGGAGCGUAUUCACAGACUCGUUCGACUUUAAGUGCCACUUUUUGAAGGCAAAAAAAGGGAAGUUGAAGCGCGAUGCAUUAUGGGACGUGGAAUCUAAUGCAUUGCACUCUAAAUCGUAUUGCAUUGAAGUGAAGAUCGUGCAUGAGUGAAUAGUUAACAACCCUACUGGCUAAAAAGAUAUUGUUGCAACCUUGCAAUUCUGGCGCUGUUAGGAAAUGAAGGAGCAUCUCACGUGACCUGGUGUGAGCUGCCAUCAUCGAAAUGCAUGCGUUUGUUUUGGGCAUUUGCACAAUUUAGGAAGUGUCUCGGAUCGCCGUACUUCGCAGCUUGUAAAGGAACUUGUCGUCGGAUGUGUAAAAUGCUGAAUGCUGCAGCAGCCGACAGAAAUAAAGACCCGAUCCUCGCUGUUUUAAAAAGCAGAGUGGCAUCAGACAGGCCUCUGGUCGCUCUGGAAAUAUCUUCUGGCACUGGACAGCAUGUUAUUCACUUUGCCAAAGCGUUUCCCAACAUUUCAUGGCAACCGUCUGAAAUCGAAGCGCAGUCCAUAUCGAGGGAGUUCUCUUACAAUUUUACCCUGUAUAUCAUAUUGUUUUUAACAAAUUUGUUUUACAGAAAUCCAGAGUGGGGUCUAAGAGAUGUGUCAUUACUGAAAACACUAGGCCAGGAAAAUGGACUGCGAUUGGAAGAAAUUGUUGAUAUGCCUGCCAACAACAAGUGCUUACUGUUUCACAAGGACAGCGUGGUUUAAUAGAAUAACACUGUAUUUACAUUUGCGUGGACUCUGUAUUGUUUAAACGGUUUAAAGAUACUGAAUAAUACAACGGCUUUGCUGAAAUUGAUCGUAACUCUCUUUCUGGAAAAGAUGCAUUUUUUUUCACACCAAAGGAAAUUAAUAAUCAUUUAGACAGAUGUUUGAAAUGAUGUGCACAUUAUAUUGAUAGAGCCGUAUCCAUGAAUUCCUUUGAUCAUCCUCAUUGGUUAUCUGGAUCAUAGUUCUGCAGUGUUAUUUCAAGAUUUACCUGCCUUGUAAAAUCCACUUUAAGCUUGUUGACCAACCACCAUGUUCCAAAAGCAAGAAAGCUGAUAAAAUGUGUAUUUUGAAUGCAAUGUGAUUUUUGCUUUUAAGCCAAACGCAUACAUGUAAAUGUAUAUUUUUAUCACACUGAUGGAUAGUAUCAAUUCAAUCAUAUUUACAAUUAAUAUAAUCUCAAUAAAUAUUUGUAUGCCAAUAGCUAAAUACGUAAAUUCUCACAUUUCAAUGCAAAAUGUGUGCUUUUUUUGUUUGUGUG
This is a messenger RNA of Sinocyclocheilus grahami, 1406 nucleotides long. Its product is annotated as UPF0585 protein C16orf13 homolog A-like. NCBI's taxonomy places the organism in Eukaryota, Metazoa, Chordata, Actinopteri, Cypriniformes, Cyprinidae. Bases 383 to 865 code for a protein of 160 amino acids. The record is from RefSeq and is a predicted model, not a curated record. The transcript has 5 exons.